Molecule: messenger RNA, 133 nt
Organism: Cetraspora pellucida
Lineage: Eukaryota; Fungi; Glomeromycota; Glomeromycetes; Diversisporales; Gigasporaceae
Source: the annotation of a GenBank genome assembly
AUGAAUUCUUAUAACAAUGAACUUAACACUAAUAUGGGUAUCAAACUUAAUACUGAUAUGGAUAUCGAACUUGAUACUAAUAUGAGCAUCAAACUUGACACUAAUGUGAGCAUCAAACUUGACACUAAUAUGA